AUGACGUUAAUAAGAUUAGACAACUCUAACACGUAUUUUGCUGAUACUGUCUUCAGAAAUUGUAAUUCAGGCGAUCUUCCAGUUAUUUUUUCACAAAAUUCAGAAGUAAUCAUCGAAAAUACAAAGUUUACACGCUUAGAUUUGUUCACAUUUGCUCAUUUUAUCAAAUCUAAGGUAAGUUUCGUGGAAGAUGAAAUUUUGAAUAAUAGAAUCAAAAAAUACUUCAUAUCUGCAUGUCAUCAGUCAGAAAUACAGAUAGCUAACUGCUCUAUUACAUCAAACAUGUUCAAUUCUUUUUCUUAUCUCGAGAAAAUUUCUAUUCUUCGAAUUUCCGAUUCAACACUUAUGAAAAAUACAGGAAUGAUCGUUCAUUCUCACAAUUCUUCGAUUAAUUUGAAUUUUCUCAAAAUUUUACAACAAGAUUCGAAAGAUCAAGUUUUCUCUUGUUUUGAGUCGAAUAUUAACAUGGAUCAUAUCGACAUUGACAAAUCAACGUUUACCAAUUUCAUUCUUUCCGUUUCAAACGAAAAUGGAAAUAUUGAAAUUUAUAAUUCAAAAAUAAUCGAAUCAAAUACGGUUAAUUAUGCAAUAGAUCAGACUGGAGGCAAAAUAACUGUUGAUUCAUUCAGAUUUUUCAACUUUUCAAUCCAAAACGGAGGAUUAUUUAAAUUACUAGAUUUAAACGAAGCAAAUAUCAGUAAUAUGAAUGUAUCUUAUGCUUCAGUCAGCUCGUAUUCAUUUGCUGGAGUUCUAAUCCAAAAUAAUACAAAAGUAAAUUUAUCAAAAAUUAAUUUCGAAAUUAAUGACAUUUGUCCAAUAUAUAUCAACAACAGUAACUUCUUGAUUGAAGAUUCCUCAUUUGUUAUGAAUCAUUGCGUUCCAAAUCCAAGAAUUCAACAAAGUCAAUCUAUUUUCAACGUUUUCAACGCAAAUUCGUCAGAAAUCAAGAAUAUUUCAUUUGUAGAGAACUCAGCCUUGAAUGGAGCUAUGUAUUUUGUUAAUUCUUCCUCAAUAAUUUCAUCAUCUACCUUUUCUCAGAAUUUUGCUUUGGAAAGCAGCUGUCUUGGGAGUUUGGGAUCAUCAAUUACAGCCACACAUUCGAAAUUCUCAAACAACAACAGUACAAAGAGAGGAGGAGUUUCGUUUAUAAAGGAAUCUCUAAUUAACUUUGAUGCGUGCCACUUUUUGUCAAAUUUUGCUCCAACUGGAGGAGUUAUUUUCUCAGAAAAUAAUGAUAAUAUUAUGAUAUCUAACUUGGAACUCAAAGGAAAUACAGCUAAUACAUCUUCUUCGUUUAUUCAAGAUAUUAAUUCAAAAAUUAUUAGUUUAUCUAAUAUUAGAGUUGAUUCUGACUUUGAUUCUUCUGUUUCAGCAACAGCAGAACUUAUACUAUCAUCUGCAAAGUUCAAUUGCAAGUUUUGGUGCAAAGAAGUUUCGAAUCAGAAGAAAGUACAGCACAAAGCUAAUGAAAAGGAUAAGAUUGAAUCAUCUCAGCCAAUGAAUCAUAUUGUAAUUGAUGAUUCAAAGAAGAAUCAGCUAGGAUACGAAAAUAAUGAAAAAGAUACAAGCAAACAAGACUUUAAUGCGAAAAUAGAUAUGAAUCCCAAUAAGAAACAAUCGUAUUCUACUGGAUUCGUACUUUUCAUAUGUGGAUUACCAAUCGCUUUAAUUAUUGUGACGAUCAUUAUCGCAAGGAAGCUUGGAAUGAGAAAUAUCAAUAGAUUUGUUAGGAAGACAUUCACCAAGAAAGGAAAGCAUCAGAUUUAG
Messenger RNA from Trichomonas vaginalis G3, 1767 nucleotides. RefSeq lists its product as uncharacterized. Lineage: Eukaryota; Parabasalia; Trichomonadida; Trichomonadidae. The coding region runs from base 1 to 1767 and encodes 588 amino acids. The transcript has a single exon. The record is from RefSeq and is a predicted model, not a curated record.